AUGUCGGCGUGGGAAGAGUGGAAAGGAGUGGCAGAGUGGAAGGAAGAGGAUUCUCAUAUUACCAUAAUGCCAUGCCUGUCUUCUUUAGAGUUUUGGAACUGCAGUCAGCUAAAAACACUCCCAGACUUCUUGCGGAAAACACCACUUCAGACACUUGACAUCGAGGACUCUCCGACUCUUGCACGAGGUUGCAGAAGAGGCAGAGGAAAGGAGUGGCCCAAGAUUUCUCACAUCCCCAACAUCGAAAUCGAUCUGCCACUUGAUUCUGAUUCUGAUGACAAGGGUGAAGGCAUAGUGGAGGCAGAGGAUGUAGUUGAGUUACCUGAGAGGCCUUCCACUUCAGGCAUAGUGGAAACAGAGGAUGCUGUUUAG
Molecule: messenger RNA, 372 nt
Organism: Malus domestica (apple)
Lineage: Eukaryota; Viridiplantae; Streptophyta; Magnoliopsida; Rosales; Rosaceae
Source: RefSeq, a predicted model, not a curated record